AUGCAUCCCACGAGGCGGCUAUGUUGGUGUCUCCCUGCUUUUGGUGCAUGGGCAUUCAUGCUCACAUUCUUAAUUACAGACACCACAGCCUGCGAGUCAGAGGAACGGCUAUUUCACAAACUCUUCUCCCACUACAACCAGUUCAUCAGGCCGGUGGAAAAUGUAUCUGAUCCCGUCACAGUGCAUUUCGAAUUGGCCAUUACCCAGCUUACAAAUGUGGAUGAAGUCAAUCAGAUUAUGGAAACCAAUUUGUGGCUAAGACAUAUUUGGAAUGACUACAAAUUGCGAUGGGAUCCCAGAGAGUAUGAUGGAAUUGAAUUUGUUCGGGUACCAGCAGAUAAAAUCUGGAAACCAGAUAUUGUCUUAUACAAUAAUGCUGUGGGAGAUUUUCAAGUUGAAGGCAAGACCAAAGCCCUUCUUCGCUACGAUGGAAUGAUCACCUGGACCCCCCCAGCUAUAUUUAAAAGUUCCUGUCCUAUGGAUAUUACUUUUUUCCCAUUUGAUCAUCAGAACUGCUCCUUGAAAUUUGGCUCAUGGACUUACGACAAAGCCAAAAUUGAUCUUCUGAUCAUUGGCUCCAAAGUAGACAUGAAUGAGUUUUGGGAAAAUAGUGAGUGGGAAAUAGUUGAUGCUUCUGGCUACAAACAUGACAUCAAAUAUAACUGCUGUGAAGAGAUCUACACAGAUAUAACAUAUUCAUUUUAUAUUCGAAGAUUGCCAAUGUUCUACACUAUAAAUUUGAUUAUUCCCUGCCUCUUCAUCUCAUUCCUGACUGUGCUAGUUUUUUACCUGCCUUCUGACUGUGGUGAGAAGGUGACUCUUUGCAUCUCUGUUCUGCUUUCUUUGACUGUAUUUUUACUAGUGAUCACAGAAACAAUUCCAUCUACCUCUUUAGUAAUACCUCUCGUGGGUGAAUAUUUGCUCUUCACGAUGAUAUUUGUGACUCUCUCCAUCGUCAUCACUGUGUUUGUCCUAAAUAUACAUUACAGAACUCCAACUACACACACAAUGCCCAAAUGGGUAAAAACUGUCUUUCUUAGCCUGCUCCCCAAGGUUCUGUUGAUGCAGCGGCCUCUAGAACAGGAGAAAAAAAACAUCUCCAAAGAGACCAAGAAAGGAUCAGCCAAAGCAUCAGGCAAAGCAAAGCACAGGAAACACAAAGAUAACAAAUUACAUAAGGAGCACUGGUGUUGUCACUGUGAUAAAGCAGCUGAACUCACCUCAACCAAAAGAAGUCAACUGAGUCAUCAGUCAUUGAAAUGGAUGGCAGAGCACACAGAGUACUCCCCAGAAGUGAAAGAUGUCAUCAACAACGUUCAGUUCAUUGCAGAGAACAUGAAGUCUCAAAAUGAAACCAAAGAGGUGGAAGAUGAUUGGAAAUAUGUAGCUAUGGUGAUUGACAGAGUAUUUCUCUGGGUGUUUAUAAUCCUUUGUGUGUUUGGGACUGCUGGAUUAUUUAUCCAGCCACUAAUAGCAGAUGAAUAACUUGAGUCACUCCUUUUUUUUCCACGUAUGUUGGUAUUCCAUUUUCAGUUUGGAACUGCCCCCUGUAUUCCUCUCCUCUUAUGUCAUCCCUCAGCAUCUAGCUUCAGUGGAGAGAAGGGAAGCAAGCAAUAAUCCAAGGCAGAAUGAGAAGGGUACUGAAAAUGUGCAAUGAGCUUUUGGUCUUUCUAAGGCAGAGAGGCUGCGAUUUAUAGAGUAGCUGUCUGUCUUCUCAAUUAGAUCUUCAGUAGCAAUUGCACCAAGAAUCACUGUAGUGGGCAGAAAUUGAUUUUUUUCCCAUGGUUUCAGUUCAGGGGGCCAUUGUGAGUGAUUUGUGCUAAGAGAACAAAAGUCUUAUUUUUCUUUCCUCAUCACAACUCUUACAUUUCUUUCCUUGUACAAUGCUAGACAUCAGCAUG
This is a messenger RNA of Centrocercus urophasianus (Greater sage-grouse), 1901 nucleotides long. It is a transcript of the gene CHRNA6, whose product is annotated as cholinergic receptor nicotinic alpha 6 subunit. Gene Ontology annotation, biological process: signal transduction; regulation of membrane potential; nervous system process. The transcript is spliced from 6 exons. Gene Ontology annotation, cellular component: synapse; postsynaptic membrane; neuron projection. NCBI's taxonomy places the organism in Eukaryota, Metazoa, Chordata, Aves, Galliformes, Phasianidae. The coding region runs from base 1 to 1485 and encodes 494 amino acids. The record is from RefSeq and is a predicted model, not a curated record. Gene Ontology annotation, molecular function: transmembrane signaling receptor activity; acetylcholine-gated monoatomic cation-selective channel activity.